ACCAUCAAGAGAGAGUUGACACAGAUCAAACACAAGGUGGACUACCUGCUGGAGAGCCUAGAGCGCAUGGAGAAAGACCAGAGCAAGAAGUCAGAGAUGAAGAACUGCAAACCAGAGCCGGGCGAGGUGUCACCGCUCAACUCCUCCAGCUCCAGCAAGAAAGGUGACAGCCUGAAACGUGGCAUGAACGACUCAGAUGACGAUGGAGAUCUGCUGGACGAUGAAGAUGAGAUGAAAAACAGAGGGAGGGAUGAUGACGAUGAUGAGCCUGAGGAAGGAGAGGACGACGGGGAUAGUGCCGACGGAGACGAGUCCUAAACACCACGCACGCACGCACACACACACACACACACACACACACACAUUGUGUACGGUUGUAUCUCCACCCCAGACUUGUACGCAGUGUUAAUUUGCUCAUAUCUGCUGAAUUGACUGGACAUUUACAGCAUAUACAGUGUAUUGUAGACUUCACUUUCUCACACACACACACACACACACACACACACACACACACACACACACACACACACACACACACACACACACGUAUCGUUUCUGGAAUUAUAUUUCAAGUUGGUCGUUCGAUUUUUCUUACCUAUUAAGUUUAUUUUACUUUUUUUAUAAAUAUUUAAAUGCAAACUGUAACUAAUGUGUUACAUUUAGGCAACAUCCAAGUUCAGAUGAGGAUAGGUGUCACAUUGUUUAACAUUGUAUUUUGAAUUCCAGUGUAAAAAAUGACAGAAAUAGUUUUUUUAGAUUACGUGACGUCCAAAACACAUAGCAAGAGCUACAAUUUAAGCAAAAGCGGGAUAAAAAUGUUCUACGGUUUGAAUAUAAGUCAGGCUUGAUACGAAAUACCAGAUAUGGUACUACAGUCAAGGCUUGAAAAUGUAUAAAAUAUAUUCCUGAUCCAGUUGCUGUAUGUUUUCCUAUUAAACAGCAGGUGGCAGUGUAUCAAAACAACUGGCCACAUAAAAAGACCACAAGGACUUAAUUAUGUUCGCUCUCUGCUUGUAGGAUAACACCAUAAGCAUGUACAAAGCCUUGUAUCCGAAUGCAGAUAUUCAGACAAAUCCUCUGAAAAUAGUUUUGUUUGUUUGCGAGGUGUUGCGACCUUAACUGAUCUUGACUUGUGUAAUGCAGUGCUACUUCAUGUUUGUCUCUUUCUGUUGAAGUUUUAUUUUGUCAUUCAACUGCACUGGUAAAAGUGAAUAAACAUGUUUUCCAAGUUG
Molecule: messenger RNA, 1232 nt
Organism: Notothenia coriiceps (black rockcod)
Lineage: Eukaryota; Metazoa; Chordata; Actinopteri; Perciformes; Nototheniidae
Product: heterogeneous nuclear ribonucleoprotein C-like
Exons: 3
Coding region: 67-318 (83 amino acids)
Source: RefSeq, a predicted model, not a curated record